AAGAUUUGCCUGUUUGAACUGUUGCGUGGAGAAGCUAUACAUCCCUGCUCAUCUACAAUCACGUAUAAGAGAGGGAUGUCGUGUUUUGCUGGAGAUCCCAACUUCUGCCCAGAGUGUGGGAAUGUCCUCCCUCUGCCGGGAAUGCAGGACAUAGUGUGUUGUCCACGCUGCUCCUUUAGCAUUCCUGUUACAGAAUUCGCGGGCAGAGAGAUCCUCUCCACUGUGGUGUUCAACCCGGAGCAGUCAACCAUGGCUCUGCAAAAGGACGAGGACUCGGAGCUCAAGGGCCCUGUGAUUGACCGGCGCUGUUCCCGAUGCAAUAAAGAAGGGAUGAUUUACCACACCAGACAGAUGCGCUCGGCCGAUGAGGGACAGACCGUGUUUUUCACCUGUUUACACUGCAGAUACCAGGAGAAAGAGGAUUCUUGAAGACGUUUUCUCAUCUUCAAUCAUCA
Molecule: messenger RNA, 455 nt
Organism: Periophthalmus magnuspinnatus
Lineage: Eukaryota; Metazoa; Chordata; Actinopteri; Gobiiformes; Gobiidae
Gene: polr1h
Product: RNA polymerase I subunit H
Exons: 5
Coding region: 76-429 (117 amino acids)
Biological process (GO): termination of RNA polymerase I transcription; DNA-templated transcription
Cellular component (GO): RNA polymerase I complex
Molecular function (GO): DNA-directed RNA polymerase activity; zinc ion binding; nucleic acid binding
Source: RefSeq, a predicted model, not a curated record